Messenger RNA from Batrachochytrium dendrobatidis JAM81, 978 nucleotides. RefSeq lists its product as uncharacterized. Gene Ontology annotation, molecular function: protein binding; peptidyl-prolyl cis-trans isomerase activity. The coding region runs from base 40 to 945 and encodes 301 amino acids. NCBI's taxonomy places the organism in Eukaryota, Fungi, Chytridiomycota, Chytridiomycetes, Rhizophydiales. The record is from RefSeq and is a predicted model, not a curated record. The transcript has 2 exons.
GACUUUUCUGUCAAGGCACUCGAGUUGUGUGUUAAAUCUAUGUCGGUUGGUGAGCGUGCUCGCUUUCUUUGCAUGCCCGAAUACUGUCAAGGAUUUGUUCAAUUGGAAACUGUUCAAAGACAAGAACGUUUAAAUCGUGCCAAUAUUGCCAAAGGUCUUCCACCUGUUAGAUCUGGUGCUGGAUGUUGUGCUCAUGCAUCUGCAGAAAUAAUGGAUACCAACAAAGAUUUGAUGCUGUUAUAUGGCGCUCCUCUAGAAUUUGAAAUCGAGUUGGUUCAAGUCCAAUCACCCAAUUCGUUUGUCAAGGAACCAUGGGAAAUGACUUCAUUGGAAAAAUAUCAUCAGAUUCCUCAGUGUAAACAGGAUGGUGGUGUGUUGUACAAAAAAGGGGAUUUUACUGGUGCACUGCAGAAAUACGAACGUGCCUUGAUACUCUUGGAAAGCUUGGAUACCAGUUCGGUUGUGACAGACAUGAGACGAGAGAAGGUGGAGUCUGCUCGUCGUGCAAAGUCUGGUGUUGUGAGUGACUGCACUGAUGACGAUACUCCCGAAACCCGAGAAAUUGAUUUGGAUACGCUGAGUAUGCUCAUGCAGUCGUGUCGACUCAAUUACGCUGCCUGUAAACUCAAACUAAACGAUUCUCCUGCUGCAAUUAUCCAAUGCACUCAAGUUCUUGCAUCCGAUCCAAACUGCAUUAAAGCCUUGUUUCGUCGUGCUCAAGCCUAUACCCGUCUUGGUCGUGAUUUGGAUCUGGCUGACCAGGAUUUAAAAACACUCGAGCGUGUACUCGAGAGUCAUCCUGAACAGUAUCUUGCUGGAGGUAGCGAGUGGACAGAAUACACACGCGAAAGGAUGCAGUUGAACGCCAAGCUAAAGCAGCAUGCCAUCAAAGAGAAGAAGAUGUAUGGCAAGAUGUUUGAGUGUCAACCAACACUUUCUAAUUAGACUAUUUAAUAAAUUUAAGAUGUUGAGCUACUC